AUGAAGUGUCCGGCGUGGCUGGUUUUCGCUCUGCUCCCGCGUUUCUUCGCCGGGAUAGUGGUCGUUCGGUCGCAGUGGACCCACGCGAAACAGGGGUUGGGACGCGAGCAGCCUCUGGUCAAGAUUCCGGACCAAGGAACGGUCGCUGGCAAGGAGGUAUCCAUAAGUCACGGUCAAAAGGUGAUACAGUAUUUGGGGAUACCCUACGCCCAACCACCGUUGGGUAAGUUACGUUUCUCCACACCUGUCACGGACCCCCUUCCUUCCUGGAACGGAAUACGAAAUGCCACGCAAUUCGCACCCUCCUGCCAACAAGUGACGAACCGACUGAAGCUGCACGAGAAGCAUUACAAGAAAUUGCUACCACCCGAUCAGCCUGACCCUGGAGUCAGCGAGGACUGCCUCUACUUAAACGUCUACGUACCAGUCGGAAAUCGACCGGACGAGGUAUGGCCAGUGAUGGUAUGGUUUCAUGGGGGUGACUUCAAUACUGGCACACCAGCAAUUUUGGACGCGUCCAUUUUUGUCAGUAAACAGAAAAUAUUAGUGGUGACGGUAGCGUAUCGCUUGAACAUCCUGGGCUUCUUCACGACGACGGACUCCGAGGCGCCAGGCAACUAUGGCAUGUUCGAUCAGAUCGCGUCUCUGGAGUGGGUGCAGAGGAAGAUCCAGCAUUUCGGUGGGUCCCCGUCCAACGUGGUGAUUUACGGGCACAGUUCCGGCGCCAUAAGCGUUGGCCUGCACCUGAUCAGUCCCCUCAGCAGAGGGAAAUUCUCAAAGGCGAUCGCGAUGAGCGGCGACGCGGUGAACUCCGUCGGUUCCCCUCAAACCGAGCUGCCCAUAGUGGACCGGAUCGUCGAGAAGUUUGGCUGUUAUCGACAUCCCACGACCGCGUUGAUGGAGUGUCUGCGUCGCGUGGACGUGGGCAUCCUGGUCCGCGAAUCGUCCGACAUAGAGACCUGGGGACCAAUAGUGGACUUUGAGACCAACAACGCCACGGAACCGUUCCUACCCGUGCAUCCUAGAGAAGCGUUAAUCGACGGUAACUUGAACACCGUCCCGUUGCUCGUGGGUUACACGAAUAACGAGCAAGCGUUGGCUUACAUGGAAUCCUUAGAGAAAGGGAACGCCGAUGGAAUGCUCUCCUCUGGCGACUUCGAGUCGCUGAUCAAGACAGAGUUCGACUCGUUGGUCCAGGACCCCGACGACAACAGCACGUGCAUGACGAAGCCGGAAAUGGUGACCGACGCGGUCCUGUUCUUCUACAAGCCACAUCCGCCGAGCAAGGACCAAGGAGUUAUUCGCGACAGAUACCUGGACUUUCAAACGGAGAGGAACUUCGCGUCUGGGUUGACUCUUCUGGCUGGCAAGGUGUCCAAAGAGAAGCAGGCUUUCGUUUACAGAUUCGACUAUCGGACCAAGGCGCAGGCGAUCAUCAAGGACGUGCCUGAAUGGGCAGGUGUCCCGCACAUGUUCGAGCUACCUUUCGUCUGGGGGCUGCCUUUCGCGGCUGGGAUUCCUGUUCAGUGGAACUUCAACGACAGGCAGAUGUCGGAGGCGAUCAUGACGAUGCUGGCCAACUUUGCCAGGACUGGAAAUCCAUCCUCCACCAUCGUCAAAUGGGAACCGUACACCGAAGAAGCGCCUGGGAUCUUGAUCAUCGACAAGAACCUCGAUAUGGGCGAUGCUAACGCGAUCGAUUACAAGGCUCUUGCUUUUUGGAACGAGUACUAUCCCAUGGUUCUUGAAGAAGCGACGAACAACUGCUGCAACAUGACCAGUCGGUCCACCGCGUGGCGAGAAGUCACUCGCACCGUUAUCUUUAGCAGUCUCGUUGUAGCCGCGGCGUUGCAGUGCCUUUAAUCGUAGUCGAUGUUUGGAGAUUGUCCUUUGGAUGUGCUCAACAAGAGGCCUCUUUUGCGCAAACGUUGUUGAAAUUCAGAUAUUUUGGUACACGAACGAACGGGGUCCUAUUGUUGUGCGAUACCGAGCAUUCGAGCCUCGAGAUUCUGUCCCGAGGACUUUUUUUAAAACGUAGCUCGUGCAAGGAUAGAGUUUGUAUUAACGUUUGAGAUACCUAGUCACGCAACUUCGACUAGGCUAGCUAAGACAGCUACUUUACACAGUUUCGAUUCUGCUUAAACCGUCUUGAUACCUGGCUUAUGUAUAUAUAUAUAUAUGUUAGACUCGCGGAAGAAUACUGCACAAAAUGGAUCACGUUUCCGACACACUGACGCGUGCAUAAAAGAGGCCUAAAUAUACAGAAUUAAUACGGAUGCACCAGCAUCGCUUAUCGAUCUACAAAAAGAAAAUAAUAAAUUAGUCGUAAAGACAACCAAAACGCUCAAAACACUUAAUGGGGAACGAAUUUCAUUGAAAGGCUGAGGAACUAGGUAGUUUAAGUUCAGGAAAUUUCUAUCUUAAUAUUACAAUAGUAACUUCAACAAUGUGUAGUUGGGAUGGAAGCCUUGAAAUCGGCCGGAAUUACGGGGUGAAUGUGUUAAUACUGUUCUAGAUCUCUGAAUGUUAGCUGUAUUAUAUUUUGGGCCAGCGUUUCUCAACGUGAGCGACAGCACACUCCUUGAGUCUUUCUCAAUGGGGGGGACACAUUAAGGGAUGGUAACAAUGUAGGUCGAAUCGCUGAAGCACUUACUUUUAAUUUUUUUAGACCUGUCACUUAUUAUUGCGAGCAAUGUUUAGACGCUAUUGUAAAUUCAAUGUACUUUGCACAUUCGUACUGUAAGACACAUAUACGUUUGGUAUGCUCUCUUUAUAUACUAUGUUUUAAAUUAUAUUAUUAACGAUUGAAUAAUAUAUAAGAUAUAAAAACGUUCGAUACACCCGAAUACAGAAACUUUUCAUAGAAACGUAACGAACACAAAGAAUGUUAUUUUCAUUAGUGAAUUGAAUAAAUAACGUUUCUGUAUUCAGUGG
Molecule: messenger RNA, 2934 nt
Organism: Colletes gigas
Lineage: Eukaryota; Metazoa; Arthropoda; Insecta; Hymenoptera; Colletidae
Product: carboxylesterase 5A-like
Exons: 4
Coding region: 1-1863 (620 amino acids)
Biological process (GO): chemical synaptic transmission; modulation of chemical synaptic transmission; neuron cell-cell adhesion
Cellular component (GO): postsynaptic membrane; cell surface; synapse
Molecular function (GO): neurexin family protein binding; signaling receptor activity
Source: RefSeq, a predicted model, not a curated record